AACGGCGAGCUACCGGCGCCCGGGGCUGGUGGCCGCCGCGCCGCGCCUUGCCCGCGCACGGCUCGCCGGUGCCGGCGGCAGCGCCCGGCCCGGCCCAUCCCGCCCCGUCCUGUCGCGCCAUGUCGCUGAGCCCCAAGCACACGACGCCUUUCUCGGUCACCGACAUCCUCAGCCCGAUGGAGGAGAGCUACAAGAAGUUCGGCGGCAUGGACGGGGCGGGCGGGCUGGGCGCGCCCCUCGGGCCCUACCGCCAGCCGCCGGUGCCCGGCGCGGCCGCCGUACCGCAGCACGUCGUGGCGGGGCCCACCGGUGCGGCCGCCUACCACAUGCCCCACGGCGUCUCCCAGUUCCCGCACGGAGCCGUCGGGGGCUACUGCAACGGCGGGCUGGGCAACAUGGGCGAGCUGCCCGCCUACCCCGAGGGGAUGCGGAGCGGCGCGGCGGCGGGCGGCGGCUGGUACGGGGCCGGCGGCGACCCCCGCUACUCCAGCAUCUCCAGGUUCAUGGGCCCGUCGGCGGGGAUGAACGUGGCCGGGAUGGGCGGCCUGAGCGGCAUCGCCGAGGGCGCCAAGGCCAUCGUGCCGCUCCACGCGGCCCCGCGGAGGAAGAGGAGGGUGCUCUUCUCCCAGGCGCAGGUCUACGAGCUGGAGCGGCGCUUCAAGCAGCAGAAGUACCUGUCGGCGCCGGAACGGGAGCACCUGGCCAGCCUGAUCCACCUCACCCCCACCCAGGUGAAGAUCUGGUUCCAGAACCACCGCUACAAGAUGAAGCGCCAGGCCAAGGACAAGGCGGCCGCCCAGCAGCUGCACCCCGACGGCGGCCUCUGCCAGCAGCACUCGCCGCGUCGCGUCGCCGUGCCCGUGCUGGUGAAGGACGGCAAACCCUGCCCGCCGCCGGGCAGCGGCACCCCGGGCCCCGGCCAGCCCGCCCCCCCGCCCCCGGCCACCUCCGCCGGGGCGCUCCCCGCUGCCGCCCCCGCCGCCCACCCGCACCCCGGCUCACUGGGGCAGGCGGCCGACCUGGAGGAGCUCUCGCCCAGCCCGCCGGCGCUGCACGGCCAGGUGCCCGCCCUGGCCCCCAUGGACUCGGCUGGCGUCGACUACAACGGCGGCAUGGUCAGCCCCAACCUGCUCUACGGCAGGACGUGGUAAUCCGUGUGUCCGUCCCCCGCCCCGCCCCGCGGUCGCUCCGGGCCCCGACGGCCGCCCCGGCCCGGUGAGGCGCCUGCGGGAGCCCCGACAGCCGCCCGUGGGCCCCCGUUUUGUGCGCGCCCCCUCCGCUCUCGCUUCAUCUUUUUUUUAGACUUUCCGGGGUUUUGAAGGGUUGGCCUGGAAGGCAGAGCCGCAGCGGGGCGGGCGGAGGCCGGGCGUGCGCGCAGGGCCGCGGGCUCUGUCCGUGUGUGUGCGUGUGUCCGUGUGUGUGUGCGGCGUGUUCGUGGCUCCGUAUCCCGUCCGCCUUCGUGCGGGGGUGCGCGGCCGGCGGGGGCCCGCCCGGGAGAACCGCCCCGACGGGACGCCGGGCGGCCGGGGGACCUGGGGUCGGCCGGCGGAGCGGGGGCUCCGGUCCCGGCCCGGGCCCGCUCUCCCGCGGCCGGACACCGGCAGCCAAAGCCGCAGGCAGCCGGGAGCCCGCGCCGGUCCGCGUAUACCUUACAGACCCAUUGAAGGCGAACAAUAAAUCUUCUGAAGUGCAACUUAUCUCAGCAGAAUUAAUUUUAUAAGGGUGCCCCUGAAGUGCAAUUUCAUUAUUAUUUGAUUGAAGGUAAAUUGAAUUGUAACUCAAGGUCGAGGAGGCAGCGAGCGGGGCGAGCGGCGGGCAGGCGCUGCCUUUUGGAGGACGGGGAGCGGCUGGAGCACGGAAAUAAAACGAAUCCAAAGCCGGCGGCGGCGGAGCGUGUUUUGGCAGAAGAGCUCUCGAACGCUGGUGCUCAGAUUUAAGGGGGAAAAACCGUUUUUCUCGUUAUUAUUAGCUAUUGCUCAGUAAACGAAUGUACGCGCGAAGACAGCGCCGCAAACGCGGCACCUGCUGAGCGUCCGACGGACGGCGGAGAGCGGGAGCCGCCGGGACAGCGGGAAUCGGGCCCCGCAGCGGCCGGGGCCGCAGGAGGAGCGGCGGGAGCGCUGGGCCGGGCCGGGCCCGCGGGGUUUGGCCCCUCGCCUCUUCCCCGAGGAAAUGCGGCACACCGGGAAAAGCAUCUCGGAAGUUUCCGCCUUUUUUUUUCUACAAUAAAAGGAAACGGUGUUCUCUAGCGUUGGCUGCUUCGUUCUCGGUGCACGUACGGAUGCGGCUUGACCGUCCCUGGACAACCCCUAAAGCCCCAUUUUUCCGCCUCCCCCUCAGACGCCAAAGGGAUUUGGUUCCGCGGCCCCCGCCUCUGCUCCGCUCCGCUGCUCCCCAGCCCCUCCGGGGGCUCCGCGCCGUGAAGGAGCGAUUCUGGGUCGGAAAAAACGCAUUUCUGCUGCUGGGAGCCCAAGACCGUGGCGGGGCCGGGAGGGGACGGGGGAUCCCUGCCGGCGGCUCCCGGGUGGGGAGCAGCGGGACCCCCGUCCCCUCCCGGCGCUGCGCUCCGUUCCCGCUCCCCGAGGCCGGGCGAUGCGCAAGGACCCGGCGGCUCCGCUCCCUCCCCCGGCCGCGCUCGCACGGAGCGUUUCUCCCCGGCUCACAGCAGGGUCUGAGCCCGGUGCGGGGACCGAACCCCCCUCCAGCCCUGGUAACGCCCGGUGGGACGCUUCAGCUUGGCAAAUACAUAGAUCGAGACAGGUAGAGCAGUUUCAGGAAGGCCACGGGGUUCCUGUACCCGAGGGCCAUCCCCACGUCCCCCGGUUCUGCUGGGACGCAGCAGGGCCACCCAACAAACGAACAGGCGGCCAGGGGGCUGCUCCAGGCCCUGCGCCCCUUCCCUGCACCCCAGCACAGGAACUGUGGCCCCACUGCCAGGGUCCCGGUGCCCCGCAGCCCCCUGGGCCCAGCGCAGGCUCCGCUGGGGAGCACCGGCUGCUCCGAGACCCUCAGACAAGGGGGAACCCGCGGGGACCAGCCCUUCCCAAAGCAGCCCCCGGAACGUCCAUCCAGCCCCAUUUUGGUGCCCUCCACCCCCAAAGGCACGGAGCGAGGGACAAAAGCCCAUGAGGACCAGCCGCCCCGCUCGCCCCACUCCUUCCUCCGGCCUCGCACUCAACCGCUGCAUUUGCAUGAAAAUUCACCUUGGCUGCUGGUUUUGUUCUGCUCGAAAAGCAAAAUUACUUUUUUGAGACCCAAAUAUUCUCCCGGCGGAGGGAACAGGCCAUUGGUCCCCCAGCGCCGGGCAGGAUGGCGACCCUUUG
Columba livia (rock pigeon) is the source of this 3323-nucleotide messenger RNA. It is a transcript of the gene NKX2-4, whose product is annotated as NK2 homeobox 4. Gene Ontology annotation, biological process: regulation of transcription by RNA polymerase II; cell differentiation. Lineage: Eukaryota; Metazoa; Chordata; Aves; Columbiformes; Columbidae. Gene Ontology annotation, cellular component: nucleus. The transcript is spliced from 2 exons. Gene Ontology annotation, molecular function: DNA-binding transcription factor activity, RNA polymerase II-specific; RNA polymerase II cis-regulatory region sequence-specific DNA binding. Bases 120 to 1151 code for a protein of 343 amino acids. The record is from RefSeq and is a predicted model, not a curated record.